Meriones unguiculatus (Mongolian gerbil) is the source of this 1445-nucleotide messenger RNA. It is a transcript of the gene Fam170b, whose product is annotated as family with sequence similarity 170 member B. Gene Ontology annotation, biological process: fertilization. Bases 1 to 996 code for a protein of 331 amino acids. The record is from RefSeq and is a predicted model, not a curated record. NCBI's taxonomy places the organism in Eukaryota, Metazoa, Chordata, Mammalia, Rodentia, Muridae. Gene Ontology annotation, cellular component: acrosomal vesicle. The transcript has a single exon.
AUGAGGAGGAAUGAGUCAUCUCCGCAGCCAGGGACCGCCUUCCUCCCCGAGGACGACCUCUGCUUGGCAGCCCGAGCACACAAAGUGCUGGGCUGGAGCAGCUCUCCGUCAUCCCAGUCGUCCUCAGAGUACCAGUCCUAUUCUCAGUACCAGUCUUGGGCCUCCAGGAAACAGGAGGAGGAACAGGAGGCCCCACCCGAGAGCGUGUGUGCCCUGUACACCCAUGUGCAGACUGUGCAUGGCGUGGCAGUGGCUUGGGAGACUGACGACGGCUUCGAGCCGGUCACCAGGAAGCCCCUCAUCCGCGAGGCCGAGUUCAUCAAGCGUCAGCGGCGGAAAGGAUCCUCCUUCGAGAUGGCCUCCAACACAGACCUGCGCUGGGAUCUGGAAGCCUGCAAGCAUCGCUGCCCGGAGCCGGAGGAGGCUGCGGACUGCUGCUUGCAGGAGCUGCGAGCACCGCCAGACUGGCUGGUCACCACCAACCACGGCCUGCGCUGCGUGGCCUGCUGCAGGGUCUUCCCCACGCUGGAGGCGCUGCUGGACCACGCCCAGCACGGCAUCCGCGAUGGCUUCAGCUGCCAGAUAUUUUACGAGGAGAUGUUGGAAAGGAAGCGGGCCCGGGAUCAAAAGCAGGACCAACAGCCUGUAGAGGAGGAGCAGUGCCCUUCUGACAGUGAAUAUACCCAGCCUUACACCAAGGUGCUUUACCAGCAGCAGCCACAGUCACAGCCACAGCUGCAAAAGCAGCAGCAAGAGCAGCAGCAGCCACAGCCGCCACAGCCGCCACAGCCACAGCCGCCACAGCCGCCACAGCCGCCACAGCCGCCACAGCCGCCACAGCCGCCACAGCCGCCACAGCCGCCACAGCCGCCACAGCAGCCACAGCAGCCACAGCAGCCACAGCAGCCACAGCCGCCGCCACAGGAGCCACUGCCGCCACAGCCGCCACAGGAGCCACAGCAGCCACAGCAGCCACAGCAGCCACUGGGGGAGUAGAGAUUGGUGAGCUGCCCACCCUCCCUCCAGUAUCAUGGGUUGCUGUUCCUUUUCCAGACAGCAGUCUUUUCCAGAGCCACCAGAGCAGGGGGAGAGGACCAGGGUGGUGGUGGGGAAAGCCGUCCAUGUGAGCAGCAAAGGUGGGAGGGGUAGGAGCCUUCCCCCAAAGCAGCAUUUCCACUAGCAUCCAUUUCCGAACCCAAAUCCAAAGAAGGCUUCAAGAGUUCCUGAUGGUGGAUGCAAGAUGGGAGCGAGCAGUAAACAUGUGGCUGGGGAUUUCUAUUUUUGCUGAAGGGCCAGCAUCGGUCCACACUUGCUGUUCAGGUACAGGUGACUCACGGGGAGCCAACUGCAAAUGAAACUUCAGCCCUAUUUUUUUCAUUGUUAAGAAUCUGUCAUAUGCCCUAAUUCUAUGUCUUAUGUUGUUGAUAUUAAACUUGAAUAAAACA